Molecule: messenger RNA, 1665 nt
Organism: Penicillium malachiteum
Lineage: Eukaryota; Fungi; Ascomycota; Eurotiomycetes; Eurotiales; Aspergillaceae
Product: serine/threonine protein kinase SAT4
Exons: 1
Coding region: 1-1665 (554 amino acids)
Biological process (GO): protein phosphorylation; intracellular signal transduction; intracellular monoatomic cation homeostasis
Molecular function (GO): ATP binding; protein serine/threonine kinase activity
Source: RefSeq, a predicted model, not a curated record
AUGCACAUGACUCCCCCGCCUGCUUCACCUGUUCCGUCCGCAGUCUCCUCUACAGCAAACUCUCAACAUUCACAUGACCCUCGGGAUGGAGACCCUUCGGUAACACGCGCCUUAGCGGGCAUGAAUCUGUCCGUGGUUAAUGGGGAUGCCCACGCCCUACCCCCACCGGCAUCCCCAGCUACGAAACCGCUGAAAGGGAAUAUGGCAAGCCGUAUCUCUCGAAUGUUCUCCACACAGGGGAAACAAUCCCCGAGCCUCAAUAAGGACCAUGAUGUCCAUCGGGACUUCUCCGAUAGCAGUCUAGACAGUAUCCAACCACUUCACAACUCUAAAGAAAAACCAACCUCAAAACCUUCGUCUCGAACCAACUCUCGACCUCCAUCUCAAACUCCCUCCCGCCAACCAUCACUUAAGAAUGAACCCAUUGAAAAGGAGACGAAAAAGAAGAUCAUGAAUAGCAAAGAACAAAAGGAGGGUCUUCCGCCACACAAGCGUUUCGAAAUUCUGACUGAAGCUCUCGGAAACCACUCUCAUCAUCUCCGUAGUGCUAGGAGACAGGAAAAAUUGACCGACCUGCUCCGUGACAUGCUAGGCGGCGGCCGAAAGAAAGGAGAUGACCAGGUCGAUGAGCAGCAACUUUCUCUUAUGUCAACUUGGAUCGACCAGUUUAAAACUGAGCGGGAUAAGCUGGCUGCUGAUAAGAAAGGUGGUCCCAACGCCACGGCCUCCCUGGUUGAUAAAUAUGGAAAAUGCCAGGAAAUUGUUGGCCGUGGCGCAUUCGGCAUUGUCCGGAUCUCUCAUAAGGUUGAUCCACAAGACUCAAAAUGUGAACAGCUGUACGCCGUCAAGGAGUUUCGGCGACGACCUCAGGAGACAGCCAAGAAAUAUCAGAAGCGACUUACCUCAGAAUUCUGUAUUUCUUCAUCUCUUCGUCAUCCAAAUGUGAUUCACACCCUGGAUCUCCUGCAAGAUGCCAAGGGUGAUUACUGCGAGGUUAUGGAAUAUUGUGCUGGUGGUGACUUGUACACACUGGUGCUUGCAGCUGGUAAAUUGGAGGUCGCUGAAGCAGACUGUUUCUUUAAGCAGCUCAUGCGCGGAGUUGAGUACAUGCACGAGAUGGGCGUUGCGCACCGAGAUCUGAAACCUGAAAAUCUACUUCUGACUACCCAUGGUGCUCUCAAGAUCACAGAUUUCGGUAAUGGUGAAUGUUUCCGCAUGGCCUGGGAGAAGGAAGCGCAUAUGACAGCUGGUCUCUGUGGAUCUGCCCCUUACAUCGCUCCCGAGGAAUACACCGAAAAGGAAUUCGAUCCUCGUGCUGUCGAUCUGUGGGCUACCGGAGUGAUCUACAUGGCUAUGCGCACUGGACGUCACCUCUGGCGCGUUGCUCGCAAGGAUGAGGAUGAAUUUUAUCAGCGAUACUUGGAAGGACGCAAGCAUGAGGAUGGAUAUGCGCCCAUUGAGACGCUGCAUCGGGUAAGCAUGAACAGAGUAUCCCCUAUUACAGGAUCAAAUCUAACAAUUCCAUUUUCAAAGGCUCGCUGUCGCAACGUUAUCUACUCUAUUCUGGAUCCAAAUCCCUCUCGCCGUAUCAAUGCUUCUCAGGUUCUUAAGUCUGAGUGGGUGCGGCAAAUCAAACUGUGCAAGGCAGGAGAGGAAGGGUUCUAG